Molecule: messenger RNA, 1341 nt
Organism: Nerophis lumbriciformis (worm pipefish)
Lineage: Eukaryota; Metazoa; Chordata; Actinopteri; Syngnathiformes; Syngnathidae
Source: RefSeq, a predicted model, not a curated record
AUGCGACGGGCGGUGUUAUUUUUGAUCCUUGCCGGGGCCUGGCAAUUGGUGGCUUCGGUCGCCGCUCCGGCGUCGGCCGAAGAGGCUCUAGUGCCAGCCGACCAGGCGUUGCGCUGGUUGCGCGAGUACGUGCAGAUCGACACCACCAACCCGCCCGGCAACGAGCACCCGGCGGCCGAAUACUUGGCAGCGGUGCUGGCUGCCGAGGGCAUCGAGAGCCAGCUGCUGACCAGUCCCGGCGGGCGCACCAGCCUCUAUGCGCGAGUGACCGCCGGCCGGUCGAAUGGCGGCGCGUUGCUACUAAUGCACCACCUGGACGUGGUGCCGGCAAGCGCCGGCUGGAGCCAGCCGGCGUUCUCCGGCCGUUUGCAUCAGGGGCAAAUCUGGGGUCGCGGGGCGCUCGACUCGAAAAGUCUGGGAAUUGCCCAGCUGGUCGCCUUGAUCCGCGCUCACCGAGUUGCCGAGACCUUGGAGCGCGAUCUGGUGCUGCUGGCGGUAGCCGACGAGGAGGCCGGCGGCGCCGAAGGGGCGGGUUUUCUACUGCAGCAGCACGGCGAGUUGCUAGGGCAGAUCGCCGGGGUGCUCAACGAAGGCGGCUCGAAUCGGGUAGUCGGUAAUCGGCUGGCUUUCUGGGGUAUCGAGGUCACCCAGAAACGACCGCUGUGGUUGCGAGUGUCGGUCGAGGGGCGCGGUGGACAUGCUUCGGGUUUUUUCCCCGACAGUCCGCUACACCGGCUGCUAGAGGGUCUGGCGCGGUUGGCGACACGACCGCCGCGGCCGCGGGCCAAUCCGGCGGCAGGCGACUACCUCGCCGGUCUGGCACGACUCGAGAAUGCUCCGCCCGAGCACCUCUAUUUCAAUCUAGACCAGGCGAUCGAUGGCCAGUCCGCGGCCGGGCUACCGCCGGGGGUCAUGAGCUACUUUCUCGACUCGCUACAGGUCACCACUGUCGCCGGUGGCGAGAGCGUCAACGCGGUGGCUUCACGGGCUAGCGCGACCCUUGAUAUCCGGCUGCUGCCCGAUACCGAUGGCGAUGCCUACCUGGCCGAGCUUCGCGAGCAGCUCGGUGAAGAUGUCGAGGUAGAGGUCUUGCUCUCGGCCCCCCCGGCACCAGCUUCGCCGACUUCCGGAGAGGUCUUCGAGGCCUUGCGACGAAGCCUCGAACGCGGCAUUCCCGCCUAUGGCUUUUCGCCCUUCGCCCUACCGUCCGGCAAGCGCUACGGGAUCCACGGCACGGACGAGCAUUUGCCGCGGGCCGCGUUUCUUCGCGGUGUGGAAACCCUCUGGCGGGUGGUCAAGACCUGCAUAGGUGCCGAAGAGCCGGUGCCCCCGCCUAGCUGA